AUGCUGUAUUGUUCGACAGUGGCACUUAUUCAGGGAGGCCCGGCGUCGGCUAUUCCCACAAAAUACUCAGAAUUUAUUGGAAAAUGUCUUCACAUGACCAUGCCAAAUGGCAAACUGGAUAUCAUGGUACUCAAGACACCCCCUACUCUGGUAGAAGCUGAGCGCACUGUUCGGUGCUUGUAUGAUAUCGCCCGUAAAGAGGCAGCUAGACAGGGAAUAACGUCUCAUAAGAUAGAUGUCACAGUAUUGCUGGAUGGCUUAGAUAUUGAGGUAAACAGAAAUCAGACUUGGGAGGUAGUAGCUGCUAGCAAGUUCGAACUAGAACUUCCUAAACUGCUACGGUCUCUGGUACCCGAUAAUUCUGAUAUUCAAUUACUGCCAGUAGUCCUUUUAGGGGGUGGUAUAAAUACUGGAGUUUCAUUGGGAGGUACACCUGGUGGGCUGACCACUCCGAUGAAUAAAAAGUAUCAGGAGAUCGAAGAAAUGGAACAAAAGAAAGAGACUGAUGCUGCUCGGCAUGGUGAAACCCUGUAUUCGCGAACAUGGGAAUACAAUGUGAUUGCAUUGGGUGGAACAUUUGAUCAUUUGCAUGAGGGGCAUAAAUUACUCCUGACAAUGGCUGGAUAUCUAGCCCGAGAAUGUCUUAUUGUUGGUAUAACAGGACCUGAGUUGCUGAAAAAUAAAAAGUAUGCUCAAGCCAUGCAGUCAUAUAUGGAACGGAAAGAGUCGGUGAGAAACUUUUUAAACUACGUAUACCCUUCGCUAGAUCUUGAUAUUGUCAUGAUCAAUGAUAUUUAUGGACCAACUGCACAAGUUAAAGAGAUUGAUGGACUGGUAGUGAGCAAAGAGACGGCAGCUGGUGGGGACUCUGUCAACAAACUAAGAUCUGAAAAGGGCUGGCCGGAGUUGGUAAUAUUUGAAGUGGGCUUGAUUUCAGAUUCUGAUAGCGGCGAUGAUAGUGAUAAGGUCAGUAGUACCCAACUACGUAAAGAAGAAAUCGAACAGAGGGAAAAGCGGGAGAAGCUAUGA
Molecule: messenger RNA, 1029 nt
Organism: Sugiyamaella lignohabitans
Lineage: Eukaryota; Fungi; Ascomycota; Dipodascomycetes; Dipodascales; Trichomonascaceae
Gene: CAB4
Product: putative pantetheine-phosphate adenylyltransferase
Exons: 1
Coding region: 1-1029 (342 amino acids)
Biological process (GO): coenzyme A biosynthetic process
Molecular function (GO): dephospho-CoA kinase activity
Source: RefSeq, a predicted model, not a curated record